AUGUCUGGGAAAGCAGAACUGACCAUAAAAUUUCUCAUCGUUGGUGGCGGAAUUGCAGGCCUGGCGUGCGCGAUAGCACUUAGGCGAGUCGGCCAUCAUGUAGUUGUUCUCGAACAAUACUCUGAUAUAGACAUUUUGGAGAUGUUGCACGGGGGCAUUCGAUUGCCUCCAAAUGCCUCGAAAGUUCUCUUUCAUUGGGGCCUUGAGCGUGCUCUUCGGCAGGUAUCCAUGACGUCUAGCGCUAUAGAGGUUGAGAUUUACGAAACCGGCGGGUUUAUUGGUAUGCAUCUUUGGGAAGAAGAGGUUCUGCGAGAGACUAGAGGAGACUUCCUCUUCCUACAUCGCGCCAGUCUCCGGAAAGUUUUGUACGAUACGGCGAUAGCAGCAGGCGCUGAAGUGCGAGCAGGCACAACCGUUGUCUCUGUAAGUGGUGAUGGCCCUCGUGUGAAGUUGACCACGGGGGAAACGCUGCUGGCCGAUGUGAUUGUUGGUGCCGAUGGCCAUUCGAGUGUGGUGCAACAAGCAAUUGUCGGUAAGGAUGUUCUUGACGCAGCGCCAUAUCAAUCAUUAUUCUACGAUACUACUAUCCCGGGAGCACUUAUGAGAGCCGAUCCUCAAUUGGAACCCUUCUUUAAACAACCCGUUGAGACUAUGUUUAUUUGGUUGGGCAAUAAUCGCUCGGCUGUGGCGUUCCGUAUGGGCGCUAAGGAUGAGUUUGCGCUACACAUGUGGGUGCGUCCCAUGAAAAAGGGGCUAUCCGAUGAUGAUGAUGGCUGGGAAGGAGGCCUUGAUUUAAAGGAGAUGCGGCAGCAGCUUGGAGAAUGCGAACCGAGACUCUUAAAGAUGACCAAAUUGGCGGCCACACCUGCCUGCGUACAGGUCAAGAUGGUUCCACCAAUAGAGGAUUGGGUUGAUGACCAUGGUCGUAUGGCAGGAUCCUUGCAGGGCGGCGCAAUGGCUGUAGAAGACGCCGCUAUCUUCGGGAAGAUCGCUGCGCCAGCGAGCAAUACAAUCAGGAGAUGCGCGCCAGGACUGCUCAAGGGGAAAGCGUUUUUUGGCAUCAGCGAAGCUUCUGAACAAUGGGAGCAGCUCAAAGAACUUUGGGAAUAUGAUGCUGAGGAUGAAGCCGACGACUGGUGGGUCAAGUGGGGCCUUCUCCGUGAGCGAGCGAAGCAGCGAUUGUUAGACAUGGAAGCAGAAAUAAACACCGCGCGGCUGCGUAGUCUCCGUAUGCGAGCAUGA
Messenger RNA from Suillus subalutaceus, 1242 nucleotides. RefSeq lists its product as uncharacterized. Gene Ontology annotation, molecular function: FAD binding; monooxygenase activity. NCBI's taxonomy places the organism in Eukaryota, Fungi, Basidiomycota, Agaricomycetes, Boletales, Suillaceae. The transcript has 12 exons. Bases 1 to 1242 code for a protein of 413 amino acids. The record is from RefSeq and is a predicted model, not a curated record.